GUGGAAAUGGGCAUGAAGAACCAUGAAAUAGUUCCUGCUAGCUUAAUUGCUUCCAUUGCCAGCCUUAAACAUGGUGGCUGUAAUAAAAUUUUGAGAGAGUUGGUGAAGCACAAACUUCUAGCUUAUGAACGAACUAAAACUGUCCAGGGUUAUCGGUUAACUAAUGCAGGAUAUGAUUACCUUGCUUUGAAAACUUUGUCUUCGCAACAAGUCAUAUACUCUGUUGGAAACCAGAUGGGUGUUGGCAAAGAAUCAGAUAUUUAUAUUGUUGCAAAUGAAGAGGAGCAACGGUUUGCAUUGAAAUUACAUAGGCUUGGAAGAACUUCCUUUCGCAGUCUGAAAAAUAAACGCGACUACCACAAGCACAGACACAAAAUGUCAUGGCUGUAUUUAUCCCGGCUAGCAGCAAUGAAGGAGUUUGCCUAUAUGAAGGCUUUGCAUGACAGACAAUUUCCUGUUCCAAAACCUGUAGACUACAACAGGCAUGCAGUUGUUAUGGAACUUAUUGAUGGCUAUCCUUUGUGCCAGGUGCACCAAAUGGAAGAUCCUGCCUCUGUCUACAGUGAAUUAAUGGAUCUAAUUGUAAAACUUGCCAGUCAUGGUUUGAUUCAUGGUGAUUUCAAUGAAUUUAAUCUUAUAUUAGAUAAUGAUGACCAUAUCACUAUGAUUGAUUUCCCUCAGAUGAUCUCAACAUCACAUGCAAAUGCUGAAUGGUAUUUUGACAGGGAUGUUAACUGUAUUAAGGAGUUCUUUAAGAAACGCUUCAACUAUGAGAGUGAGCUCUUCCCAGCAUUCAAAGACAUCAGGAGACAGUGUUCUCUUGAUAGAGAGAUUGCUGCCAGCGGCUGUACAAAAGAAAUCCUGGAAGAUGGUGAACUGCUUUACCCACCAGGUUCUGAUGAGGAUGAUAAUACAACAGAGGUAUCAGAAUUUGUAGAAGAUGCUGAGAAUAAGCUCAACUUCUUCAGCAAAGAUAAAGAAAACAAUGCAGGCUUCAUUUAUGAAGUGGGUGAUUUCUCUGAAAGCAGAACCUCCAGCAACUUUAUGUGUAGCAAUGAAGAGGCUGAUACAACUGGAAGUAGUGAAAAUACACAAAGGUUGAAUAUGUCAAAGUUGAGUUCAGCCUUAGAAAAAGUUGAAGAGCAAGCUAUGCUGUGGAAGUCCAGUGAAGAUGCAGAGAGUUCUGCAGUUGCUUUUUUUAAGGGCAAAAGCGUAACUGAAAAUGCUGCUGAAGUCAAAAAUCGGGCAGGUCAAGGAGGGUGCUGUAAUGAUAAGAAUGAAGACAAAUGCCCUGAUCUGAUUGACUUGUCAACUUUAAAUGAGAAAUUCAGGCAUUACAGAAAUGAAGAGAGUAUCGUUCAUAUUGCUGAGCCCAGAACAAGGACUGUAAGUAUCACAUCAGUCAGAAGUUUUGGAAGCUGUUCAACCUUUCCGGCGGAACUGGUGAAACAGAAGAUAAAACGUCAACUGACCAAACGUCAAAAGUCUGCUCUGAGGCAACGGCUGCAAAAAGGAGAGGCAAAUAUUUAUACCAAACAACGUCGAGAAAAUAUGCACAACAUUAAGUCAAGCUUGGAUGCAGCUAGUUUCUGGGGAUAA
Molecule: messenger RNA, 1599 nt
Organism: Phaethon lepturus (White-tailed tropicbird)
Lineage: Eukaryota; Metazoa; Chordata; Aves; Phaethontiformes; Phaethontidae
Gene: RIOK2
Product: RIO kinase 2
Exons: 9
Biological process (GO): maturation of SSU-rRNA; protein phosphorylation
Cellular component (GO): nucleus; preribosome, small subunit precursor; cytosol
Molecular function (GO): protein serine/threonine kinase activity; ATP binding
Source: RefSeq, a predicted model, not a curated record